Molecule: messenger RNA, 2748 nt
Organism: Diaporthe citri
Lineage: Eukaryota; Fungi; Ascomycota; Sordariomycetes; Diaporthales; Diaporthaceae
Exons: 7
Coding region: 1-2748 (915 amino acids)
Biological process (GO): protein phosphorylation
Cellular component (GO): nucleus
Molecular function (GO): ATP binding; protein kinase activity
Source: RefSeq, a predicted model, not a curated record
AUGUUCGGGAGUAGCGUCGCGGACGGAUUCUUCUCCUACGCCGAGCGUGAAGGACAUGGUCUCCUAUUACGAGAAGAAAGGAAACCACACCGUAAAGACAACACCCAGCCGCAGAAGACGAUCCAUGACGGCCAUGAUGAACUUGACGAGGCGGCCAUGGGAGCAUUUCCCCCGGAGGAAGUCGUCUUCAUCCACCAACCCUCGACGAAGGUCCUCGACAUCGACUGGGUCUCGAACCCAGACUACGACUGGGAGCACGACGGCGAGCACGACGACAUUGCCGACCUGAAGGCGAACCUCCACAACAUCAAGCUGUGGUCGGCACCCGUUGAGGCCCAGCCCAACGGAAAUGAGACGACCAAUGAACUUCAUAAAAUUGACUCUGCCGGCGUCGAGCACAAGUCAGUCGGCACCGCGCCGCCUGGUGUCCACGAGAUAGAUUUUGUGGAGGUGUCUGCACCCAAGCCAUCCCAGGAUGAGUCGAGAUCAAACUUAACCCACGAGAAGAGCCUCCAUCACCACGAGCCACUCCCCGGAGUUGAGGUCAGUCACUCUGAGACAGUCAACGUUGAGGCCGACAAGGGUGAACACGCCGCCAAACCAUUGGAAUUGGACUCAAAAGCGUCGGAGAAUUCAGACAGCCCACAACAACCCGCCGGUCCCAAAAUACCCACUCGCAAGUCCUCGGCGUCGGGACCUAGCAAGGUUGUACAGCUUCGUAUCAAGACGUCUCACUAUGACAAAGAUGGGAAGAGCCUGGCGCUGGACCUCCCAGGCAUCCCAGAGUCGGAGGCCGAGGGGAGACAGCGAAGACCACCGCUGAGCAUGCUCCGACAGGUCCCUGGCCAGCCACAGACGGUGCACGUCAACAAGUCAUCACGCCCACCCGUCAGCAUGAGGCGGUACCCCGUCAGGAGCAUCUCGGCGCCGUUGCUAGGGCAGCAGCCAGGGCAGCCGCCCCCGUCGCCAACGCACAUGAUGGACCUCGUCAACCAGCGCCAGGUCAAGUUCACAAACAUCCGGGAGGAGAAACAGAGGACUCUGAGCAGCAUAAAUGCCUCCCGGAGCUCACAGGGACUCAUGGGCAGGAGGCAUGCGUCUGCCCCACACGUUUCCCGCCACGAAACGCUGAGAUACUACCGUCCGGGCGGCUAUCACCCUAUCCUCGUCGAGGACAAACUUGGCGAAUCCGGCCGUUUCACUGUGCUGCGGAAGCUCGGAUACGGCAGCUACGGUACCGUCUGGAUGUGUUGGGACAGAAAGGUCAAGAAGCUGCGGGCCGUCAAGGUCAUGCAGGCGGACACAAGCGGGGAGGACUACAAGACAGAGUCCCCUUGGAGCACUUCUGGCAGGAUGGCCCCAACGGACGACAUCUGUGCGUUGUCAUGCCUGUCCUUUGGGCCCAACGUGAUGAAGGCCAAGGCUCUUGGGGAUGUCGACUUCCUAAAGGACGUCUGCUCCCAAGUCACGAGCGGCCUGGCCUUCCUUCAUAGCAAGGGGAUGGCCCAUGGCGACCUGCACCCUGGCAAUAUCCUCCUUCAAACUACUCUCAGCGACCUCGACAUCGACGACAUCACCCCUCUUCUAAACCAGUUCAACUAUGAAGAGCUUUAUGCCGAAGGACACGACGGGCCGGGACCACAUGCACCGAAAUACAUCUACGAGAGCUUCUACUGGCCCGAGGUCGACCCAAAAUACUUCAAGAAGGAGAUCGCCAUUAUCGACUUCGGUACAUCGUUCGAGACCUCAGACCGUCCGAACCACCAGACCAUUGACGUGUCCCUGCGGGCGCCGGAGCAGUUCUUCGGUUCCCGGCCCAGCCAGGCCUCCGACCUCUGGGCCCUCGGCUGCACCCUGAUGCACGUCCUCGGUUCCAGGAACCCGUUCGCAAGAAAGAAGACGGCGGGGACAUGGUCCCCGGUUCCCGGGUGGGAAGACGCCCUUGGCCCGCUGCCGCAGCCAUACCGUGCCAAGUGGAUCGCCUCUAAGGGGGCCACCCGGAAGAGAAAGUACGGCGAAAUGGCCGAAUCGGAGACAGUCUCGCUGUCGUCGGAAGAGCUAGUAAAGGCAAAGAAAUGCAGACUUGAAGAAUCGGGCACGGAAGACGUGAUCUUUGCAUUCCUUGCCAAACCCACCACCCUCACCCUCUUUGUCCCCAUCAACGCGCAGCAGAAGCAGCAGCAGCACGAUGAGGCAGAGGGAAGCGAGGGCAGCGACACCUACAGUGAGAGCGAAGGCUUAACAGAAGAGAUCAAAGAGUGGUGCCUCCCCCGCGGGGAGCUCGACUCCGCCGUCAACCUGACGCACAUCCCCACCACCACCUCCUCCUCCCAUCGCCGCCCAAACCCAGAAUCACAGCCCAGAGAGGACCAGCCCCGCCGCCAGGGCAGCGGGGACGCCCUGAAUGAGGAGGAUCUUCCUGUGCGCGGUCGCAGCGCCAUAGAUGCCCGCGACGCCGACGCAGCCGAGGAAGAACAGGCGGAUCUGGCUCGCAAACUCCGGGACCGGGUGCGCCAGGCCCCACGCGAGCCCCGCGGCGAGGAAGCCGUUGUAGAGCCCCUGGUUGGCGGCGAGGACUUUUGUCUGGGCGGCGGACUGGGGCGUCUGGCGGAAGGCGCGCAUGCCGGCCUUCUUGUCCCAGAGGAACAUCUGCAGCACGAGGAUGUAGCCGUGCAGGCCGGCGACGGCGGCCGUGGCUGUGGCUCCGAGUGCGCCCAUGAUUGGUUGGAGGGGUUUUGGGGAGGGUGA